Molecule: messenger RNA, 1545 nt
Organism: Culex quinquefasciatus (southern house mosquito)
Lineage: Eukaryota; Metazoa; Arthropoda; Insecta; Diptera; Culicidae
Gene: SCCRO
Product: DCN1-like protein
Biological process (GO): protein neddylation; positive regulation of ubiquitin-protein transferase activity
Cellular component (GO): ubiquitin ligase complex
Molecular function (GO): ubiquitin conjugating enzyme binding; cullin family protein binding; ubiquitin-like protein binding
Source: RefSeq, a predicted model, not a curated record
AGAAUGUCGAACUGCUGAAAAUUGUUUUGGGGCAGUUUUUCCGGAAGUUUUUCACGCAGGUGAACGGAUUUAUCUUUUCAAAAUGAACAAACUGAAGCUGAACCAGAAGGACAAAGUGAAAAAGUUCAUCUCGCUCACCCAGACGGGGGAGCAGACCGCAAUUUAUUGCUUGCAGAACAACGACUGGAAGUUGGACUUGUCGUGUGAUAAUUAUUUCCAGAAUCCGGAUGUUUACUACCGGGAGUUGGAUCGGAAGAAGAUCGAACAGCUGUUCGGCCGCUAUCGCGAUCCCGCGGACCAGAAGAUAAAUUCCGACGGGGUGGUCAAAUUCCUGGACGACCUUUAUCUUAGUCCUGAGUCUAAGCUAGUUCUGAUCAUCGCUUGGCGGUUCCAGGCAAAGGCGCAGUGUGAGUUCAGCAAGGAUGAGUUCGUGAACGGAUUCAGCGACCUCGGUGUAGAUAGCAUAGAUAAGCUUAAGGCCAAGCUGCCGCUGCUGGAGAUGGAGCUUAAGGAUCCGACAAAGUUUAAGGAUUUCUACCAUUUUACCUUCAACUACGCAAAGGAUCCGGGCCAGAAAGGACUGGACCUAGAGAUGGCAGUCGCCUACUGGAACAUAGUACUUAAGGACAGAUUCAAGUUUCUGGAUCUUUGGUGCAAGUUUUUGGUGGAAAACCACAAGCGAUCAAUCCCGAAGGACACCUGGAACCUGCUGCUGGACUUUGCCACCUACAUCGACGACAGCAUGUCCAACUACGACGCGGAAGGGGCCUGGCCGGUGCUGAUUGACGAUUUCGUGGAAUGGUGCCAACAGCAGAACAAAAUCACUCAUCCCUCGGUGAUCACUUCUACCAGUGCGAUCGCAACCGGUGGCGUUCAUCUACCGUCCACGUCUUCUACGUCGUCUGCUGCAUCGGUACCGUCAUCGACGACCAACCCGUACGCCAGCAGCAAAGGUAACCCCUACAGCAGCAGUAGCAGCAGUACGGCCAACAUGUACUACUAAGGCCGUGUGCGUCCUGAGUGUGAGUGUGGGGGAUCUUUCGUUAGCUUAACCAGGCCCUUACCCUGCUGAUAACAGAUGUGAAUUUCUCAUUCAAUCUCUCAAACCAACGCGUUGAACAUUAUUCGCUGCAAAUAUGACAAUUCGACAGAAUAACAAACACAAAAAACGCUACAGAAGCACACCGAGUCAAUUGAAUUUGGUUUAAAUUAAAAAAAAAACACGCAUAUAUUAUUUGAAAACACAUGAUUAUUUAUCUGUGCUGCUGUACACGACGGUUGGACCAUCGAAAAAACCCGUAGCGCGAUCUGGCCAUAGCAAGAGAAAAUACAGAAAUCUUUAGUGGGUAUAUUUAGACACAUACUUGCACCAUUCGAUGCUGAUUUACAAUAGACUUUUUGCGCCUCCGUUUGAAACCCCCAAGGAAUAGUAGAGCAAAAUUAUUUCUGUUGAAAACAAAACAAAAAAAAACAACCUUUGAUAGUAAUGCAGAAAACAAACUAUUUGAAUUACUUGAAUGUUGAAUACAUAUAUACUACACAUUA